This is a messenger RNA of Onychostoma macrolepis, 2904 nucleotides long. It is a transcript of the gene prmt9, whose product is annotated as protein arginine methyltransferase 9. Lineage: Eukaryota; Metazoa; Chordata; Actinopteri; Cypriniformes; Cyprinidae. The record is from RefSeq and is a predicted model, not a curated record. The transcript is spliced from 13 exons. Gene Ontology annotation, molecular function: protein-arginine omega-N monomethyltransferase activity; protein binding. Gene Ontology annotation, biological process: peptidyl-arginine methylation. The coding region runs from base 176 to 2749 and encodes 857 amino acids.
CUGCAGUACAGGAGCAGAGCUGCUCUGAAGUAGCUCAUAAAUAUAGAGACAAAACUAAAUGAAAAAUGUUUAAAUCGCAGUCUGUGUUUUAAUGACAGCGGCAGGCUGGAGUCUUCAGGGGAAUUCAUAAAAAAUACAGUCCGGCGAACUCGACUCGCAAACCUGAGAAGAAAACAUGCCUAAUGCCACUACAAGACCAAAGAGGACGAGGCGUCAUAGACGAGCUCAGAGAGAAGAUGCUGUGAGAAAUGAGCUGGUGUCAAGAUCACUGGAAGGCGCUCAGCAGUGUCUGUUCAGUCAGGACUAUGGCACUGCUUUUGUUCACUACCUGUUGGCUCUAAACCUUGCUCCAGCUCUAAAAGACUUUGCAAAUGAAUCCUUUAGAUUUACUCUGUUUAAAUGGGCUGAAGAGCUGGACUCUCUUGGACGUAUCCAGGACCUCUUUAAUUGCUAUGAACAAGCUAUGGAGUUGUUUCCAGUGGAUGAGGUUAUAGUGAACAGCAUGGGAGAGCAUCUCUUCAGAAUGGGGUUUCGGGAUGAAGCUGCUGGGCAUUUUUAUAAAGCCCUUAAACUCCGACCAGACUUCCCAGAGGCAAAGGAAAACUUUUACCGUGUUGCCAACUGGUUGGUGGAACGCUGGCACUUCUUAAUGCUCAAUGACCAUGGGCGAAACCACAAGUACCAGCUGGCUAUUAAGAAAGCUGUUGAGGGAGGAUGCAGCUCUGUUCUGGAUAUUGGAACUGGCACAGGCAUCCUCGGUAUGUGUGCAAAGAUGGCAGGUGCUGCUGAGGUCUAUGCCUGUGAGCUGUCAAAGACAAUGUAUGAGCUGGCAUGCGAGGUGCUCUCAGCCAAUGGGAUGGCAGAUAGCAUCAAGAUUGUUCACCUGAAGUCUCUAGAUAUGAACAUUCCAAAAGACAUUCCAAACAGAGUGUCACUGGUUGUAACAGAGACGGUAGAUGCAGGGCUGUUUGGUGAGGGCAUCAUUGAGACGCUGAUCCAUGCAUGGAAGCACCUACUUUUACCUCCACCUAACACUCAACAACCCUUGUCCAGUCCCUCACAAACGGGCCGGGUUAUACCUGCUGGUGCAACUGUGUUUGGAGUCGCUGUUCAGUGCCGUGAGAUCCGUAGACAUCACAGGCUGUAUGCGUCUUCAGUUGGAGGCUUGGAUCUGUCUGCAGUAGGACAGAUCUAUAGUCCUGUUAGCUGUCUGGCUGAUACUGAGGACAGCACUGAGCCCUACACCACUGAAAGACUGAGCCGCCUCCGUGGAGGAUACAUUCAGCUCACACAACCUUUCACAGCUCUGGACAUAGACUUCAACAAUGUGCAGGAGCUGGAGGGUCUUUGCUCCAGAGAGAUGACACAGCUGCGACUGUAUGUGACCCAGGAGGGUGUUCUAGAUGCUCUGGCAGUAUGGUUUCAGCUACAUCUCGACCAGGACAACCACCUGUCCACUGGCCCAGAGGAAGACACAUGCUGGGAGCAGGCCAUCUAUCCAAUACAGAGUCCAUUCAACACUGUGAAAUGCGGUGAUGAAGUACUGGUGGAGGUUUCCUGUAAGGACUCUUAUCUCAGGCUAUGCUGCGCUGCUAUCAUAAGAGAUGGACACACAUUCCAUAUGGACAACGUAACUCCCAAGAUCCUCACUGCAAACCCUGAGGCUGAGCUGUGCAGUGCUCUGGCUAGCCUUCAAACCAACCAGGAGAAACCAUCUUGUGCUUUUAUGUUGGAGUCGGCAGAGAUCGCCCUCCUCAAUAACACAGCGUAUCAUAACAGCUUCCAGAAGGCCAUGAGCAAACUUUUGGUUUCUCUUAAGUCAACUGGGAGGUCACAACCAUCAGACACAGAACUCGAUCCGAUCUACGUGCUCGAUGUCUCCGAGGGCUUUUCUGUUCUCUCCUUGAUGGCAGCCCAGUUAGGCUUCGAUUCAAGUGAAGACAAACAUAUCAGCCCUGGAUUGGUUCAAGCCUACAGUUCAGUGGAGAAAGAGCAUCACCAGACUAUGUUGAGACUGCUGGCCAAAGGAAACGGUGUGCUUGAAAGCGCACUGGAGUUCUGGUUAAGUCACGUGGAGGAUGAUUCUGCGGUUCUCCAACGGCCAGCAACCGAGAAGCUCUGGAGCGCCAUCAUACUUGACUGCAUAGAGAUCUGUGGCCUUAUUAGACAGAAACUGUUGGAGAAAGCAACGUUAGCUAGGUGUUUGUUGGAGGAUGGUGGGCAGAUUUUUCCAGAGCGCAUUGUGAUCCACGGGAUGCUUGUUGAGUCUGACACGCUGCUUCGGGAAAGCGCCGUUCAAGGAACAGAGCCGACUCUCGGGUUCAACAUUGCUCCAUUCAUCAAUCAAUUCACAGUACCUGUUCAUGUGUUUUUGGACCUGUCCACACUUGAAUGUACACAUCUUAGUGAACCAGUAGAACUCUUCGCACUGGACCUCAUGAACAGCACUGCCAAUUACACCGACAACGAAGUCAAAGUGCGGGUCAACACCUCAGGCAAGGUGACUGCCAUUCCCUUCUGGUACCAGAUCCACCUGGACUCUGAGCACAGCGUCAGCACCUUCAGUGAGGACUCUCACUGGAAGCAGGCGGCGGUGGUCCUCCAGCAGCCCCUGACGGUCAGCAGAGGAGAAUGGGUCAAGCUCAGCAUCCAGCUCCAUAAGAGCAGCAUCUCCAUUACAGCUGUUAAAGAAGGGCUGGGGGAUGAUGAUGUUAUCAGGGAGGCGGAGCCUGUGACCAGUGACUCAUGAUGUGGGAGGGGUCUCCUGUAUUGAUAUAACACCAGAAUCAGUGAAUUGCUGCUAAUGGGCAAUUUUUUAAUUGCUGUAUGGUUAAAAAAAAAAAAAAAAAAGUUAUUAUUUUUAAAAACAAGCACACAUUUUACAUUAAAAUAAUUUCACCAUGA